Molecule: messenger RNA, 2207 nt
Organism: Ostrea edulis (European flat oyster)
Lineage: Eukaryota; Metazoa; Mollusca; Bivalvia; Ostreida; Ostreidae
Product: enolase 4-like
Biological process (GO): glycolytic process
Cellular component (GO): phosphopyruvate hydratase complex
Molecular function (GO): magnesium ion binding; phosphopyruvate hydratase activity
Source: RefSeq, a predicted model, not a curated record
CGAAAACAUUCCCCUGACCGACAUAGCAACGAUGAACAUGGCGGACAUAUAAAGACGCUUUGCACGUUCUGUAUUUGUGUUUUCAUUCAACAUAUACGAAAUGGCUUCUGCAAGCUCAAGGGAGGCGAGAGAAAAGUACGAAUUAAAACAGAGAGCAGUGAAAUUCUACGAUAAAAAUGGUGUACCCAGAAAGAUGGAAGAAGUGCUGAAUUCGAUGUUUUAUGACAAUCCGGAUGAUGUAUACGGACAUUUGGCAAACUAUUUUGCAGAAUUUGCAAAAACUCCACUCAUAUCACAGGUUUCAGCAAGACAUGGACUGGAUAGCAAAGGACAGACAACGGUUCAAGCAGAUGUUUACUGUGCAGUAAGAAAUCACAAAAAGCUAUCAGCAGCAGUUGUGGGUUCAUCUACAAAUAGCUCAUUACCAGAGAAUACUAAACCCGAAGAUCGAGAGGAGGAGGACAAAUGCAGAGAAGCCUGUGUAGAGGCAGCCAUUGAUCUUCUAAAUGGAGACAUCAACAACAGAUUGGAAGGAGUGGAUCCAGCUCUACAGUCAGAUGUGGACAACCUAUUAAAGGCACUUUAUGCUGAAUUGAGGGCUGAGGAGGAUGAGAGAUUAGCGAAGGAGGCAGCAGAACUAGCGGCCUCAGGGGGCGACGGAGGAAGUCCUGUCAAGGAGGAGGAUGCCAGUGUUAGUGGCAAGAAAGGAGGCAAAUCAUCAGCAAAGAAUAACCGUGUUACCAAUAAGAAGAAAGGAAAAAGUGCACCAGUGGUAGUGAUACCAGACGAACCUAAAGAGAAACUGCUUCCCGCCGCAGGGUCUGUGUGCGUGGCGAGUCGAGCAACAUGUACAGCAGCCGCUGCAGUGAGGGAUGUCCCUCUGUAUCAGCAUAUUGCUGCCCUCAGGUUCGGGGAGAUUCCCAAGGACAUGAGAGUUCCAAUUCCGAUGGUAACAAUUAUUCAAAGUGGCCGGUCAGCUCCAGGAAAACUAAAUUGUGUCAAAGAGUUCAUGGUGCUCCCAAAACCUGGAAUGCCAAUCUCUGAAAGUCUGAGGCACUGCCAGAAAAUCUACAGUUUUGUAACCAAAAGUUUUGUGAACAAAAGUGGGGUAGCUGCUCAAUAUGGCAAUGACAUUGGAGCUCUGUGUCCUUCCUAUGACAAACCAGAACAAGGGCUAGAUAUUCUGCAGGAUGCUAUCACUAGCCUAGACCUCACACCCGGCGAGGAUUUCUUCAUAGCUCUCAAUCUGGCCGGCAAAGAAAUAUUUGACUACGACCCGUCUAGUGUACCAGCCAAAACGAAUUUCUGGCAGGGUAUGCACAAGGAGAAGGGGAAAUACGAGGUGAUGGGGGGACAACAGAAGGUUCCAGAGGACCUGGUAGAAUUCUGGGCGGAGCUUCUAGGUCGCUAUCCAUCAGUCAUCGCUGUCAUUGACCCCAUGAGGAAACAGGAGAAGGAGCACUGGAUGAGGUUGUGUGACAGAAUCAGUGAUCGUUGUUAUGUGAUGGGUAACCACACCUACCCCCGCACUGCACUGCUGCUGGAGGAGGAACUCACGGAGGAGUUCAAAACUAGUGGAGUUGUCCUCAAGCUUGACCAGCUGAACACUGUAUCUGAUAUCAUUGAUUGUGCCAAGAAGAUGGAAGAUGCUGAAAAUCAAAUUGUGUUGACAACAUGUUAUGGAGAAACAACAGACACAUUCCUAGCAGACAUGGCAGUUGGAAUGAAUGCCAGAUUCUUCAAAAUUGGAGCUCCGGUAAGAGGUGAAAGAAUAGCCCAAUUUAACAGACUGAUACAGAUAGAGAACCAGCUUAAACUGGAGGGUAAACUAGCAUACCAUGGGGAAAAUGUGUUUCCUCACAUAGCUCCCCCACCCCUGCCCGAGCCUGAAGAGGGGGAGGAGGUGCAGGAGGAGGAAAAGAAGGACGACAAAGGCAAAAAGAAAUAGACCAUGUGACACGGAAAUAGAUAUCUUAGACCGCCAUUCCAUGUCGUGUCAACAGAACGUAAAAUUGAUGACAGGUCAUUUUGUGAUGUAUAUGCACCGUAUUCGUGGUAUCCACAGUAAAUGCAACAGACUUGUAUCCCGAGAGAUGUAUCAUUUAUUAAUGUACAACAUUCUGUGAUAUUCCUUAAUUUACAUCAUGUCUCUGUCACAGUGCAUACUGCUAUGUUUAUCUUGUUACAAAAUAAACAUUUCAUUUUCA